This is a messenger RNA of Hemibagrus wyckioides, 1610 nucleotides long. RefSeq names its product solute carrier family 48 member 1a (gene slc48a1a). Gene Ontology annotation, cellular component: lysosomal membrane; plasma membrane. Gene Ontology annotation, biological process: heme transport. The record is from RefSeq and is a predicted model, not a curated record. Lineage: Eukaryota; Metazoa; Chordata; Actinopteri; Siluriformes; Bagridae. Gene Ontology annotation, molecular function: heme transmembrane transporter activity; heme binding. The transcript has 3 exons. The coding region runs from base 104 to 538 and encodes 144 amino acids.
AUCAUCACGGUACUAGACUCAGCCGGCGAGUGUUUGGUCAGAACGCUGGUCAAAAUAUUUAGAUAUUUUUCAUUAAACCACACAUUAUACAAUUAUAACAUUUAUGCCACUAAACAGAACGUACUUUAGCAUUACCUAUGCUACAUUCGGCAUGCUGGUAGGAGUUUCGGCUUUUAUAGUUUGGAAUGUAGUUUACAGACAGCCGUGGACGGCGGCUAUGGGCGGGUUAUCAGGAGUGCUAGCCCUUUGGGUGCUGGUCACACACAUCAUGUACCUUCAGGAUUACUGGCGUACAUGGCUGAAGGGACUCAAGUUCUUCAUGAUUAUCAGUUCACUUUUCUCCAUGUUUGCUGUUGCUGCUUUUGCAACAUUUAUGACUUUGGCUAUUACACAAAAUCAAGCAUUGUCGGACACCAAGAGUUAUUAUCUGUCCUGUGUUUGGAGCUUCUUGACGCUAAAAUGGGCCUUUCUCCUUGGCUUGUAUUCUUACCGCUACCAUCAGGAGUUUGCUGACAUCAGCAUCCUCAGUGACUUUUGAAUACCUACCUCUCUGGACUGCAGCAAGUUAUUGUUGUUUGUUGUUAACUUUAUCUGUUAAUCAGAAAGUGGGUUUAGAAGCAAGGUUUUCCAAACAGGAAUAAGUGGAAUAGUUUUUCGUUCCCAUUAAUGCAAUUAUUAAUGCUUAUAACUUGAACUAUUAGACUGUCACUCAGAUAACAGAAUCUUUAGAAACCAUCCUGGGAGGCUUCCUGCAUCUAUGCAUUACAUUCAUUUUAAAUUUAAAUUCAUAUAAAUGUUGACUAUUUUAUUUUGUUGAUUAUUUAAUGUUUUAUUUACAAAAAUGUGAUUACUUUGCCCUUAACAUUCAUUGCACAGCAAUAUUAAUUUUUUGUGUAAUUGUAUGUUUUUUACACAUGCCGACAAAAUCCACUGAUCACCAAUUCUCAGAUGUUCUGGUGUUUCUAUUAUAGUUGGACAUAUAAGCCCACAUCAGACUAUUAGUAUUAUAUUAGUCAUUACAUAACGUUACACUUAAACAAGUGAAGAGUCAGCUAGCUCAAAUGUUUAUCUAUUGAAUUUUUAUCUGUUUAAGAUGGUACAAUUACAUAUAUUAACAAUAAGCUAUAUAUGGGGAUUACAGUCUCCUCUGAAAGCAUUCUAACAGCAAGGCUAAUUCUUUUGUUUUUGCAAUAAACUGUAGUCAUUUGGGUUGAACCGUUGUCUGCUAUGUUCUAAGUCUAAGUCUGUUCUAUAGUCUCAUAUUAAUCUUUGAUAUCAAACCCAAAUGUCUUUAGUGUAUAGCAAAAACAAAUUAAUUGGCCUUGUCAUUCCUUUCUGACACUGUAUUUUUUUAAGGUUCGCCAGAUAUACAUACUUGUCCAGACAUUUAUUCUUUGCCUUCUUUUCAUAGAAAGUUUUUUUCUUUCUAAGUGAGUUGUCUCAGUGCCUGAGUGGUAUUUUAUCAUUGUUACUGCAAUAUUACUGUAUAUGUGUGUGUGAGGGGAAAAUAUUAGAAGCUGUACAGUAUUUAGUUCCCCAAAUGUAACUAAAUGUGACAUUUAAAUAUGAAUGGUUGGUUAAUCAAUUUAAAUUCACAGUGAAUUCAUCUA